Messenger RNA from Pocillopora meandrina, 435 nucleotides. Lineage: Eukaryota; Metazoa; Cnidaria; Anthozoa; Scleractinia; Pocilloporidae. The record is from the annotation of a GenBank genome assembly.
AUGAGUACAACAGAGAUCAACAACGCUUCCCUCAAUCCCGUUGUUUUCCCAAGUUCUUAUCAAAGAACGAAACUCCUGAAUGUAUUAAAGCCCAUGGCUGUCAUGCCUUCCCGUAUGAUUACUUUUAUGGACGUAACAGCAAGAAAGGUAAAGCUUUUGUCCGUGAAUGGAAACUCUAUCGCUGUAGAGGUGAUUUCUGGUUCAAGUCUCGAUGAACGGGCUGAUGACGCCACGGCUUCUUUUAGUCGACCAACUUCAUGUUGCACAGAACUUGAUAUCAUCUUCGUCUGCGACCCGGCCACUGAAAUGGUAAGGAUGUUUGCUAGGCCGGCUGGUCUGUUGGCAUAUAUCGAGAAGCUAAACACGUUUUGGAGGGUAUUUGGUGUAGGCCUACGUGAUGAGUCGCGAAGUCAAGUUCCCAGAAUCCCACCUUAA